GACAGACGUUUGACGUCACCGAAGGGAAACCUGAUGGAGGAAGCAGGAAGUUAGUCUGAGAGAAAAAGAAGCCUCGGAUCAUAAAUAAUAUCCAAAGAAGGAAGAAAAAAGAUUUUAAGAGGAGUUUUCCCAGAUUUUUUAGAAAUGGCUGGGAUUAAAGCGCUGGUUGGCCUGUCAUUUAGCGGGGCCAUAGGACUGACAUUUCUUCUGCUGGGCUGCGCAUUGGAACAGUACGGCGUUUACUGGCCGCUUUUUGUGCUGAUUUUCUACAUUUUAAGUCCAAUCCCAACCUUUAUAUCCAGACGUCUCAGUGAUGAUGACUCCUCCAGCAACGCAUGCAGGGAACUGGCCUACUUUUUAACGACGGGCAUCGUGGUGUCGUCUUUUGGGCUCCCCAUCGUCUUAGCUCGGAAUUCCACAAUCGAGUGGGGCGCCUGUGCCCUGGUGAUGACGGGAAACGCUGUCAUCUUCCUCACCAUCCUUGGCUUCUUUUUCAUCUUCGGAGGUGGGGAUGACUUCAGCUGGGAGCAGUGGUAGAGUGUCGGAGUAGCGCCCCGGCAGACGGGCGGGUAGGUGGAUAGACGGAUAAGGCCACAGCGGAUUGAGCGACGUUUUUGUCCUGCACUGAAAGGGGAGGAUGACUCCCAUGUGUAGAAAGAACAACCCCUUCAUCAAGAUGAUUUUUCCUUUUUACUUUACCGGGAGUUUAGAUUUAGCACACAGUAUGCUUCUAAAUGUGCCUUAAAUGUGUGUGAGCAUGGGGACACAGAUGCGUCUAGCUCCUAUAUCCACCAGCUCUAUCCUUUAUAUCAUGUGUGUCUUGCCUUCGCCUUAGUUUGAACUCCCAAACCUCCCCUCUUAUUGCAGAUAUCACCCUCAUCGCCGUGCAUCGUUUAAUCACCAGAAGGGUAACUCAUGUAAAUCACAUUGCAAAGCUUUACCUGGGCUUAUUUUUCUAUAGA
Cyprinodon variegatus (sheepshead minnow) is the source of this 962-nucleotide messenger RNA. RefSeq names its product leptin receptor overlapping transcript (gene leprot). NCBI's taxonomy places the organism in Eukaryota, Metazoa, Chordata, Actinopteri, Cyprinodontiformes, Cyprinodontidae. The record is from RefSeq and is a predicted model, not a curated record. The transcript has 4 exons. Bases 145 to 537 code for a protein of 130 amino acids. Gene Ontology annotation, biological process: negative regulation of growth hormone receptor signaling pathway; late endosome to vacuole transport via multivesicular body sorting pathway. Gene Ontology annotation, cellular component: endosome.